UUCACUGAAAACAGAGAAACUCUUCUAUCAGAGUGGGGCCAUCUCGAAGGCCACACGCCGGUGGUGGCGGUAAGCCUGUAAGCCGGUGACAGAGAGCGAUGCACGGAGGAGAUGACAAGGACGGCGACGGCGAGAAGGGUUUGCUGUGGAAGCUUCCAGUGCUCAAGUCCAAGCAAGUUGGCAAGCUCGGCCCUGGCUUCGGCUUCGGCGCCGGCUGCGGCAUCGGCCUUGGCGCCGGCUUCCUUGGAGGUAUAGGCUUUGGUCCUGGGAUUCCCGGAUUACAGCUGGGUGUUGGAUUUGGUGCUGGAUGUGGGGUUGGUUUAGGAUUUGGUUAUGGUGUAGGGAGGGGUGUUGCACAUGACGAAUACAGGAGAUACUCUAAUGUUGGAAAGCUUUUUAAGGGACGAGAUCUUCCUACUCAGGAUGACAUCGGUGUUCUUGUUGAUGAGGUUGUUAGAAAUACCAAGAAGCUCAUCAAAGCAACUGAGAGGGAGAUUGAGAAGUGGAGGAGAUGAAGAAUCUACUCUUGGGUCUACUAAUUAAUCUGAAGUUCUCUUGCUAGGGUUUUUACUUUCUACAGAAAUGGCUCCUAUGUAUGAAGUGCAGAAACCAUUUUGUUUUUCUGUGUAUGUUUAGUUAUACUGUAUACAUACAUUUGGGUUUUUAAUCUUUGAAGCUAUUACAAGCAAACGACUCAGUGUGAUCAAGUCUUCACUUUUCCUUUGAA
Molecule: messenger RNA, 727 nt
Organism: Vitis riparia (riverbank grape)
Lineage: Eukaryota; Viridiplantae; Streptophyta; Magnoliopsida; Vitales; Vitaceae
Product: protein TRIGALACTOSYLDIACYLGLYCEROL 5, chloroplastic
Exons: 3
Coding region: 99-515 (138 amino acids)
Source: RefSeq, a predicted model, not a curated record